AUGCCUGAGAAUCUUCAGUGUCUGGCACUCAAUGAUGAUAAACAGUUAUUUAGUACAAGUAGUAUGCCCGAUGGUGCAGAGAACACUGAAUUAGAUACGGUUCCUGCAAAGCAGAGAGCUGGACGUUCGGCUUGCGGGCGGGAACGUCUUAGUCAUACACAGAGAAAGAACGAUUUAAAAAUUGGUAAUGUUGAGAAGGGCAAGAUUUUCGUUCAGAAGUGUGCCCAGUGCCAUACUGUGGAAAAAGGAGGCAAGCACAAGACUGGGCCAAAUCUCCAUGGUCUGUUUGGGCGAAAGACAGGUCAGGCUGUCGGAUUCUCUUACACAGAUGCCAACAAGAACAAAGGCAUCACCUGGGGAGAGGAGACGCUGAUGGAGUAUUUGGAGAAUCCCAAGAAGUACAUCCCUGGAACAAAAAUGAUCUUCGCUGGCAUUAAGAAGAAGGGAGAAAGGGCAGACUUGAUAGCUUAUCUCAAAAAAGCUACUAAUGAGUAAUAGUUGGCCACUGCCUUAUUUAUUAUGAGACAAAUGUCUCAU
Molecule: messenger RNA, 537 nt
Organism: Physeter macrocephalus (sperm whale)
Lineage: Eukaryota; Metazoa; Chordata; Mammalia; Artiodactyla; Physeteridae
Product: cytochrome c-like
Exons: 4
Coding region: 1-495 (164 amino acids)
Biological process (GO): mitochondrial electron transport, cytochrome c to oxygen; mitochondrial electron transport, ubiquinol to cytochrome c
Cellular component (GO): mitochondrial intermembrane space
Molecular function (GO): electron transfer activity; heme binding
Source: RefSeq, a predicted model, not a curated record